Messenger RNA from Poeciliopsis prolifica (blackstripe livebearer), 4887 nucleotides. It is a transcript of the gene slc6a22.1, whose product is annotated as solute carrier family 6 member 22, tandem duplicate 1. The record is from RefSeq and is a predicted model, not a curated record. Lineage: Eukaryota; Metazoa; Chordata; Actinopteri; Cyprinodontiformes; Poeciliidae. Gene Ontology annotation, cellular component: membrane. The transcript has 15 exons. The coding region runs from base 191 to 1963 and encodes 590 amino acids. Gene Ontology annotation, biological process: sodium ion transmembrane transport.
UCCAACUCAUUAUCACACCACUCAGCUCUCUCAAACCUCCUCAUGGACUCACUCAUGGUCAGUUCUGGGUAUAAAGUGUAUCCUCGUGAGGCUGGGGGUUCUGCACUUGUCUUUUGCUCUGGAGGCACCAAAUGAAGUCUCUUGCAAUGGAUGCAUGACUCAAAACUAAAGUGGCAUCUUUUUAAGCACAAUGGAUAAUGCCCACAGUCCAGAGGUCAAGUUCAGACUGGAUGAGGGCCCUGAUCAUCCCACAGCCCUGAGAGGACAAUGGUCAAGCAAAAUUGAGUUUCUUCUAGCUGUGGCGGGACAAAUUAUAGGGCUGGGAAAUGUGUGGAGAUUUCCUUAUCUGUGCUACAAAAAUGGAGGAGGUGUGUUCUUCAUCCCGUACGUACUUUUCCUCUUCUCCUGCGGCAUUCCCUUGUUUCUGUUGGAGACAUCCCUUGGCCAGUACACCAAGCAGGGAUGCAUCACCUGUUGGAGAAAAAUUUGCCCGCUCUUUGAAGGGAUGGGUUAUGGCAGUCAGGUGGUGGUUUUAUACUCCAGUAUCUACUAUAUAGUGAUACUAGCCUGGGCAUUCCUGUAUCUGUUCUCUUCCUUCAGCUCUGAACUUCCUUGGGCGACCUGCAGGAACAGCUGGAACACAGAAAAUUGUGUGGAGUUUAAUCAAAGACCAGAUUAUUUCAACCUGACGAUACCUGAGAAUGCAACUUCACCAGUGAGAGAGUUUUGGGAGAGACGAGUUUUAAAUAUCACGGGCAGCAUCAAUGAGUUGGGCAGUGUCAGAUGGGAGUUGGCUCUCUGUCUGCUGUUGUCUUGGAUCAUCUGUUACUUCUGUGUGUGGAAAGGAGUGAAGUCAACUGGGAAGGUCGUUUACUUUACAGCUACGUUUCCUUAUGUGAUGCUUGCUGUGCUGCUCGUUCGUGGACUCACAUUGCCAGGAGCCAUGGAUGGGAUCAAAUUCUACCUUUACCCAGAUGCAUCCCGCCUCGCCGACCCACAGGUAUGGAUGGAUGCCGGGACACAAAUAUUUUAUUCCUAUGCAAUUUGCAUUGGCUGUCUAGUUGCAUUGGGCAGCUAUAACAAGUACAACAAUAACUGCUACAAGGAUUGUGUUUAUUUGUGCCUUUUGAAUAGUGGAACCAGUUUUGUUGCUGGUUUUGCCAUCUUCUCUGCGCUUGGAUUCAUGGCCUAUGAGCAGAACACUGACAUAUCAAAAGUGGCAGAAUCAGGACCUGGCUUGGCAUUUAUUGCCUACCCUCGGGCAGUCGCCAUGAUGCCUUUUCCUCAACUUUGGUCCAUAUUCUUUUUUGUUAUGAUCAUUCUUCUGGGACUGGACAGUGAGUUUGUAGGUCUGGAAGCUCUCACAACAUCAAUAUCUGACCUGUAUCCUGCCUUCUUCCUUGUCGGCCAUCGACGUAAACUUCUGCUUCUGUUCGUCUGCGUCUUCAGCUUUUUCAUCGGUCUUGUUAUGGUGACGGAAGGAGGACUGUACGUCUUCCAGGUGUUUGACUACUACGCCUGCAGUGGAAUGACUUUGCUUCUGUUUGCCUUUCUGCAGUCUGUGUGUGUUGGGUGGGUGUACGGUGCAGAGCACUUUUACGACAACAUUGAGGACAUGAUUGGAUACCGGCCUUUCCCCUUCAUUAAGUAUUGUUUGAAAUACGUCACUCCAGUGAUUUGCCUGGGGACUUUUGUUUUUUCCUUGGUGAAGUACACCCCUCUGAAGUUCGACAACACAAUAGAGUAUCCGUGGUGGGGUUACGCGCUGGGCUGGUGGUUCACUCUCUCCUCAACACUCAUGGUUCCCCUCUGGAUGCUGUACAAUCUGCUCAUCACUCCUGGCACCCUGCGAGAGAGAUUCUCUAUCUUGUGCACUCCAGCCGAAGACCUUCCUCUGACCAAAUCAGAAAAAAAAGCUAUUGAACUUCUCAGCCUGCCCCCACCUCAAAGCGACAUGGAUUGACGAGGCGAAUCUGUCCGAUCAGGAGAGAUGAACCUGAUUCCUACGUACCGUCGUUAAGGCGUAGAGUUAAACAGCUUUGCAUUUUCAUUCUAUUUCUAGAAACUGAAAUGCAAAAAAACUUAGUCAAUUUUCAAGCAAUGUUUUUCUAUCUUUCUUUUAAUGUUAGGCUCUCAUAAGAUAUCAAUAUAAGAACCAAUGCACUUAAAAUGUGUUACUUUACACUUUGUUGAACAUCUCAGAGUUUAAAAGGCUGUUUAAAAUGUUUGAGGGGUUUUUUCUAUUUGUUGUUAAAACAAAAUAAGCACAAAUUAUUUUCUUUGUUGGAAAAUAAUUCCUAGAAAAUUGACAUUUUAUAAAUCCUGUUACAUUAAAUCAAACCAUAUUAACCCUCUUAUUAUGAUCCUGUCAGCACAAACAAGCUGGUGCACGAGCUUGUUAUUGCAAUCAAAACCUACAGUAAUAAACAUUUUUCUACAGGCAUAUAAUCAAUAAAUCUAGGUGGUGCUUUGGUUGCUAAUUUUGAAUAGUUUUUAAUGUAACUGCACUUGUACCUGUAUAUUCCUGGAGAUUAUUUUUUCCCGAAAACAACACAAUGCACAGUUGCAAUUUAUUCAUAUUCCUGGCAAAUUUAUGUCAAAAGUAUAUAUUUGAAGGGGCAGAAUUAUGUAUUUUCAAGGCACAUAGUGCCAUUUAAUAGCACAAUCAAGUGCAUUUUUACCUUCACUUGUUAAAAAUACUGUACAGACAUAAAACAUGACUUAAAAGAAAUUUGAUUUAGCAAUUUAUUAGCUUGAAAUUGGGUCUCUGUCUCUUUAAGAAGCUCCUUGUCUUUCCGACACGCUGCCUUUAGUACGUUAUCAGAACAGCACUCCUUUAUUAUCCUGUCAACAAUGAUUUUACCUGCGUUGAACAGACUAAUUUCCAGACAAUUCUGGGUGAUCUGAGUGGGGGAGUCUUGUGGGAAGGGUUCUCUGCAAGGAAGAAGCUGGACUUGAAGACUGAAGCUCCAAGGAGAAACUUUGUUUAGGCACCAGAAAUGGCUGCCAGAUUGAAGGAUUUCUCAAACAAGUAUAAAAGAGUCAACAUAGACACAAUAUAGGCCAGGCUUGAAGUAAGUUUAAAAUUUUUGAGAAACUCUAGAGGAAGCCAAAGAGGAGGUUGAUGCCAGGGAAGAAGACUUAGAGUUUAUCACCAGAGAUAAAUUGUCAAAAUUGCAAUAAAACCAUGUAAAAAAAGAAAAAAGCUGCAUAGCAAUUAUUGUAAGGGAUAACUGUCUUGUUUUCUAACAGAAACAAUGUCUUUGCUAUUUAAAUCUGCCAGGAGUGUGAAUAAUUUGGGGUUUGAAUGUCAUUCUGAGUUUUAGGUCAAGGUAAAAACUCUUCCUGCUCAAUUGUUGGGCAGUCUACAAACAAACUGUAAUAAAAUAAUAUUUAAAAUAACAAAAACAAUUUGGAAAAAAAAAUUAAGAAAGUGUUGGGCAUAUAUUCCCUGCUUCAACACAUCAGGGUGUUUAAGCUGUUUCUGCUUGACCACAUGUUCUUUACUAUUAUUUAAAAUGACAUUUCUUUGGUUUCUUUUCAUGUCAGUAUAAAAGGGAGAAACAUAAAUGUGAAAUUGUCUUGUAGUGUUUCAAUUUCUCAUAGCCAAAUGGCCUGAGUGAUGCAGAAAAUCUGCGUUUAUCAAGCUCCUUUGGUUACCAGUGUUUAUAUAAAGAGUUGUGUGUCUAGUCAACCUUUUUCAACCACGCUUUGUCAACACGGAUUAACAUGCUUGUUGAUUUAACGCGAUGUGGAAUGCUAAUAGGCAAAGAUCUCUGGAGUGCUGCAGACUUAUUCAACAUACCAGAGUUGAUGUGCUUUACUUUAACUAUGACCUGAUGUUUGGUUCAAAACCCCGAGAGAACUGCUGAAGUGUAAAAAUGGUUUCUGUUGUAAAAAAUAUGAUAUUUUUCAUUGUUUUUUUACAUCCUGCACACAAAGACAACACAACAAAUGUUUAACUGUUGUAGCCGAGACUUGACUCAAAGACUUUAAUGCAUAUAUGGACUUGUGAUUUUCUGUCUUUUUGCAGCAAAGACAGCAAAGCAUUAAACUGUUAAUGCACCGUAAAUUGUCUCUCCAUCAAAUUCUGUGUUUACAAACAUAACUGACUGUCUUUUUUUUCUUUUUUUAAUAUUUCUAAGACAACCAUAGAUAUAUGAUCAGACAAAAGAGAGAGUCUAUUUUUUUAAAUAAAUAUAAUGUUGCAAAGUGACCUAAAAUUUAGUCCUGCAGAAAUACAACAAGAUGUAAAGUCAGUAACAGAUUUUUAAAGAGGAAUGUGGCAUUGAAGUACAUAAAUAUAACAUUUUUUUAGCAAGUUUAAUCUUGAACUACCUUGUAUUUGUUACUGAUGCUGCUUAUAAAGACAAUGUAAAGAAAGACCAACUGUGAUUUUGUUUUUCUGCCACUCCAGUGAGAGAGUGGAUGAGCUGUUAACGUCAGUUUUGAGUUGAAUGUGAUUCUCACACUAUAAAUCACUGUAAGUAGACAGAUAUGUAUUUUUUGACAUCUUUUUUUUCCUUUUUAAUCUUACUUUUAACUCUAUUUUUUUGGAGAUCCUUGUUUGGAUGUUAUUGUUUAUAUUAUUUUUGUGUGAUUUUAUCAUGUAUCACUAAAGAUUGUGUCAAUAUUGGUGACUAACGGUUUUAUGAAUCUGGGAAAUGCAUCAAAAGCAAGAAUUGUGCCGAUGCAAUUACGUGUGUGAUUGGUUUCAUUAGAGCUGUUGAGGAUGUCUUUCUACGACCUCUCUGUUCCUGCAAACUAACCGGUAACAACAAUUCAGAACCUCAGGUUAUCACAUAAAUUGUAGCUAAUCUGUUAACAGUUUUCCUUAGCAAAGUUUGAUAUUCAAAAAUGUUAAUAAAGUCUUAAAUGACUGCUUAA